AUGCUCAUUAACAACGAGAAUGGUGUCACAGAGUAUGCUGCCUUGCUCAUCCUGGUGGGUGCAAUGGUGGGCUACUAUGUGCUGAUGACCUCCAUCAUCCUGUGUGUCCGUCGCAUAAGGGGUCCCAAACAUACUGCUCUUGUGAUUACACCUCGGCAGCGCUUGCUGAUCUUUCUGAAUCGAUUGCAAAUAUUGGAGCGAAUUGAUGUACUUCAGACUCUACUUUCUUUGGUGCUCUGUGGUCUCUAUGUUGUGGAGACCUAUGGGAUUGCACAGGUCUGGUUCGAACCAGCAGAGAGUGUGAUCAACGUGCUAUUUGCUAUCGAUUAUCUUUUCCAAUUCUACAUCAGCCGCAACAAGCUGGAUUUUCUGUAUUCCAUGAUGGCGCUUGUCGACGUCGUUACGCUGAUGCCCAUUUUGGUCUUCAAGGUGGUGUUUAGCAUUGACAAUGACACCUCCAUCAUUGUGCGGGUCAUCCGCGUCACGAAGCUCUUCCGCAUCUUGCGUUCCUUCCGUUUCCUACGGAACCGUCCAGAAGAUGUGACGCGGGAGGUCACCAUGAUGGUCUUUGGUAUUUUCUGUUUGAUCUUUGCGUCAGCGGGCUUUUACCAGUUGGUUGAGAAUGACAUGCGCGUUGUGCCGGAUGAGCCGGCCAAAGUACCCUUUCACGAAGCCUUCUACUUCAACGCCAUUGAGAUCCUUGGACGCCCACGCAUCGAGCCUGCCACUGCCGGGGGGCACUUACUGCUUAUUCUGGUGGUGACUGCAGCCUACAUUAUCAUCCCAUGGCAAGCUGCUUCAAUCCUGAAGGCAUUGCAAAGGGAUCCCUGGGCGCUGCGCACCAAGUACAAACGAAUGAGCGAUGCUCACAUCGUCAUCAUGGGGCAUGUGGAGUUUCCGGUUCUGAACCUUCUGCUCUAUGAGGCUUAUCAUCCAGAUCGCGGACCUGCGCGGCCUUGCGAUAUUGUGAUACUGUCGCCGCACCCCCCUGAUCACCAGAUUCGGGAUUUGCUUGGACAUCCGGCAUACACUGGGCAUGUUCAAUACAUACAGGGCUCCUCUCAGACGGAGAAGGAUCUCUUUCGCGCCAAAGUCCACGAAGCCAUGGCGGUGCUGGUCUUGGCCUGUAAAUAUCCAGCUGAUCCUCACUGGGAGGACACCCAGGUGGCCUCCAUUGUGCUCUCCUGCAAGGCCUUCAAGAAUGCGCAGUUGCAUCGACAGAGAGCUUUCGAAGGGCGCCGGCGCUUGCGUCUCCUGGCACAGGUGCUCUCACCAGAGACUCGUGACCGCAUCGUUUGCAUGCCGGGAUGGGACAAACUACACGACCUGUGCCUGGUCAUUGGAGAACUCACUGCAGCGAUGCUCGCCGGAUCCGCACUUCACAGGGGCAUGGCAACCAUGGUGUUGAAUUUGGUCAGUCACACCACCAGCCAUGCCUAUGACCCCAGCACGGAGCGGUGGUUUGACCUCUACCACAAAGGCUCUCGCCAGGAGAUUUACCACUGCAGUGUCACAAAGCAAAGUGGCAUUUGUGGGCAGAGUAUUGUGAAUGCUGCACACUAUCUCUACGAGAACCACAACAUGCUGCUCAUCGCUGUGAAGCGCUCUCGCGCAGAGGGCGCUGAAACACCUGGGAGCAACAUCUCCAAGCAGCGAAGGUCUCGGCUGCUGCUUUUCCCUGGCAGCGAAGAGACGUGUUUGCAGGAUGGGGACCGUGUCUAUGUCAUUGCCAGUUCCUUGCCGGAGGUGGUUGUGGCUAUCAAGCGAGCAAAGGCCUCGAAGAAGCCGGUCUUACAGAGGAAGAUGCAGUCAGAGCUGGGGGAGGGUGGCACUUCCAACCAUUCUCCGCAAACACAGCUGGUGCGAAAAGGUGAAGGUGACCAACACACCUGGGAGGAAGACAGCAACCCGGACUUUUUUGCUCGACUCAAAGCCCGUUCUGAGCAAUGGCAUAUGCCAAAGAGGGUAUCAAGUCUGCCUCUCCUGAGACGAGCAUGGUUGAGAUUCAGAUGGCCUGCUGAUUUGGAUGAUGAUCUUGGCAGCUUUGGUGUGGAUGACAGUCCCGCGCGUUUGCCGCGUGGGUUCAAUCGAAAGGAGCUGGAAAAAAUACAGAGCGAGGAGAUUGAAGCAGCAUCUGAGUCGGUCUUUGACAGAGUUCUCAGUCGACGGAGCUAUGAAAGCUUUUCAAGGGGGAUAUCGAGAGUUGAAUCUCCCUUCGUCUCAGAGCACACCGUGGAUGUGACCGAUUCCAUCACAAUGGAACCCUUCAAGACAAAGCAUGCUGCAGCUCCACAGCACUCAACAUCAGCUUUGCAGUUUGAGACUGCGGAGCCCUCUGCCAGAUUAAAGCGUUUGAUGGCUUUGCUGCUUGAAUAUGGCGGGGAUUUGUCAGUGUUGGAGAAGGACUUGGCUGCGGUCGGGCUGCAAGGGGAGCUGCGGCCUCUUCAGCUGACCUUGGAAGACAAAACCAAAGAGCCGCUUAGACUUGCUGAGAUUCCCAAGCCUUCUAAAACACUGGAAGAGCUUAAGGACCACAUCGUGGUCUAUGGAGGGGACCCCGUCUCAAUCGCCGCCACCAUCCGUAUGAUGCAAUUGCGGCAACCUGGGGUCGAGGUUGUGAUUCUCAGCAUGGACGCGCACGAAGAACGUAGUCCAAAGAUGUGGCAAGAAAUCGAUCUUGACACAGUGUACUUCGUCAAAGAGCUGCUGCACCAUCAGAAGGACAUCCGUGGCGCCUUCCUACACAAUGCAAAGGCUGUCAUUAUCCUGCCUUUGAUAGACAAGGACAUGACCAAUGCUCCUGUCCAGGGUUGGGAGCUACGGCGCAUGGUGGACUCGGACACGAUCCUCACCACCAACGUGAUUGCUACUCGAAAGUGGACGCCAGCGACCGAGUUCCAGGAUGUUUGGACGGUCACACAGCUCUUCCAGGAAGGGUCCUUAAACCGAUUCUUUGGGAUGAAUCCUGAAGCGCAAGGUGCCAGCUCUCUCUUCGAAGACCGCUGGAUGGCCUCUGCCCCGCUGAACAUGUCACCCCUCUUUGCUGCUGGUCAUGUCAUUGCCACCACCACGGUUGAUCGCUUCUUAAUGGAGAGCUUCUUCAACCCAGAUGCAAUGAUCAUUGUGGAACGGCUCUUUGGGCUGGCCGGGUUGACCAUUGGGCCGAAGGCCAAAGGUGGCCUGGGGAGCCUCAGCUAUGCGAAUUUCCCCUGUGUCUUUCAAAUAGCGGCCUCUGCCAAGAUGCUUUCUGCAUGUAGGACCUUUGGAGAAGCUGCAAAUAUGCUGCUAUGCCAUAGCGAUCCCAUCCUCCCGCUGGGGAUCUUCCGCUAUCCGAAGGGCAACAAGUCUUCCUAUUCCAUGCUCGUGAGCUUGGAAGCGGCCCAAGAGUUGGACUUUCGAUGCCCGCAGUUUGGCAUGAGCCAGUCCUUCGCGGAGGUCCAAGGCGAACAUGGCUUGUCGAAUCGUUUGCCGUUCGUAGUGACCAAUCCGCCGAAGGACCUGGUGCUUUUGCCUUCUGAUCUGAUUUUUGUGCUGGGGCGCCCCCAGCACUGUCAAGCAGAAGCACCUCGCCAAGAUGUCGAGAUGUCAGACAGUGACGACGAGGCUGAGCUGGAGGAGAUCAUUUCGAGACUCUGA
Messenger RNA from Durusdinium trenchii, 3636 nucleotides. The record is from the annotation of a GenBank genome assembly. Lineage: Eukaryota; Dinophyceae; Suessiales; Symbiodiniaceae.